Molecule: messenger RNA, 336 nt
Organism: Trypanosoma rangeli
Lineage: Eukaryota; Euglenozoa; Kinetoplastea; Trypanosomatida; Trypanosomatidae
Exons: 1
Coding region: 1-336 (111 amino acids)
Source: RefSeq, a predicted model, not a curated record
AUGAACGCCACGGUGAGUGGCGCGACAAGGAUUGCCGACGGCUUUAACAUGACGGGGCCCGCGUCACGGAUUGUGCGGCCAGUGAUUGAGCGGGCGGGGGCCCCGGCGUACAGCUUUGGUGGGCGUGAGCGUGGGCUGGCACGUGCAGGAGCUGAGCACGAGCUACGACGGAAACAAGCGCUGGCGGACGGGCAGGCGGCAGGGGAGGCGCCUACGUUGACGGCGAGAGGAUGGGCCGCUGGGGGGCAUUCUCGUGCCUGCGUCGGUUCCCGGAAGCACGACGGACGCGGGCGAAGGGGCGCGGGCCGAAGAAAUGCUGCUGUCGCCGCAGGAUGA